Messenger RNA from Sebastes umbrosus (honeycomb rockfish), 2262 nucleotides. RefSeq names its product glypican-5-like. The transcript is spliced from 11 exons. Gene Ontology annotation, biological process: regulation of protein localization to membrane; cell migration; positive regulation of canonical Wnt signaling pathway. The coding region runs from base 125 to 2032 and encodes 635 amino acids. The record is from RefSeq and is a predicted model, not a curated record. Lineage: Eukaryota; Metazoa; Chordata; Actinopteri; Perciformes; Sebastidae. Gene Ontology annotation, cellular component: cell surface; extracellular region; plasma membrane.
GCAGACACACACACUAACUUAACUGGCUGCACAUGAAGUUUUCAGUCACACUGCACUGUGGGACUUUUUUAAGGAAUUCAUAUUAACCAGCCAGACUCUCCUAUCUCCUCACUGACAUGUUGCGAUGUUCCGUGCAGCCUUGCAAAACGUGGACUUGCUUUGGGUGAUUUGGGUGUUUUAUUUUGUUUUUGUGCCGGAGAGCGGCUGUAGAUCAGCCGAUGCGGACAGCUGUCAUGAGGUGAAGACAGCCUACAUGAUGCGCCAAAUAGGCCCGGUGGAGCUGGUGCCAGACAGGGCAGCAACAGACGAGUCUCUGCGAGUGUGUGUCCACCCCGGGCCCAGCUGCUGCACCAGUAAGAUGGAGGACAGCUACAUGGCGGCUGUUCGGAGCGAGACGCAGCAGAAGAUGCGCUCCUACAGCUUUGAACUGAAGUACCUGAUCGCUGGACACACCAAGGCCUACCAAGAGACCUUCGAGUCGCUCGUGUCCUUCACAUCUAACCUGACCAGCACUCUGUUUGACAGCGCUUACUCUGCUCUGGCGUCCGACUGUCGCCCCCUUGUGUUUCAGCUGUUCAGCGACGUCAAACGGCACCUUUCUGGAGACUCUAAUUCCACAUUGGACAACAGUGUGCGUCGGUUCUACAAUGAUCUUUUCCCAUUGGUCUACCGGCGCCUGCUCAACCCUGGAAUCGGCCACAUGUCACCAAAGUCCUACUCCUCCGCCUCCACAGAUCACGACGACUGCCUGCGGAUGACGCGGCAGGACGUCAGCCCGUUCGGACCCCAUCCUCGCCUUCUGGUCAGCAGCUUGUCCCGUGCGCUUGGGGCGGGCCGAGCACUGAGCCGGCUGCUGAGACUGGCGGGAGAGGUUGUGAAUGCGACCGAGAAGGCGACGUUAUCUAGAGAGUGUGGGCGAGGCUUAGUGAGGAUGCAGUACUGUUCCCACUGCAGAGGGAUGACACUGAUACGGCCUUGUACCGGACUGUGUGUCAACAUUAUGAGAGGAUGUCUGGUGGGUGUAUCAGAGCUUGGCGCCCCCUGGGGGAGUUUGGUGGUGUUGCUCCAACGGUUAGCUGCUACCUUUGCAACCAGCAGCAACCACAACAGCAUGGAGUUAGCGCUGUUAGCAGUCCGAAAUCAUGUGAAUGAUGCUAUACUGCACGCUCAGCUGCACGGGCCACGCAUCACAGCCACAGUAGAGAAGGUGUGUGGACCUCAGGCAGCUGGUCCCAUGAUGCCAAGUGCAAAUCCCACUACCUCACAUAUUACGACCUCUGUGAGCCCUUCUACAUCAGUCACCUCACAGAGGUCAAAUGUGACAUUGCCUCCCUCAGCGGGUCCCGCUGUUCAUCAGCGUCUGCAGCCCCAAUCCCGGAGGACAUUCCUUCUUAAAGGCUCCAGAGGAGACAAGAGUCGCAGCCUGAAAAAACUCUCCAGGGAGUUUGAGGGCUCUAUCCAGCGGUACCAGUGGUUUUUCUCCGAGCUGCCAGAGAUGCUUUGUGAAAGUGAGAUGGAGGUUGAGCAGCACACAUGCUGGAGUGGCCAAGACGUCGUAGAGAGCUAUGCAGGUCGUGUGGUUGGCACCAGUUUAAAAGCCCAGAAGGAAAACCCAGAGAUGACCGUCCGUAAUACAGAUCCUGUCCUGAAGGGGGCGAAACAAAGGCUGGAGCAGCUAACACAGGAGCUGUUAGUGGACCUUGGCUGGGUGAGCAAAACCAGAGGAAAGGUGGUGGAGGAAGAGGAGGGAGGGAGCGCACAGACAGAGAGAGGCAGCGGAGACGACUGUGAUGAUGAAGAUGGCUGUGAAGCGUCUGGUGUGGAGAACGGUGAUGAGACAGGUGAUACAUCCAGCGGUCGUAGUCCAGCGACAAAGGACAUGGCUCCUCCUCCUCCUCGUCGCCCCGUCCCUCCUCAUAACCUCUCACCUCCAAAGGUGGCUGUUCGAGGCUCAGCCCACACGUUGUCUGGUGAACCUCUGACCCUGGCCACCCUGCUGCUCCUACUGCUGUCACCAUGGCAACACCGCUGAUCACCGAGAGACAGUCUGACAGAGACAAAAAGACUGAGAGACAGCCACACGUGUUUUGUGGUGAAGUUGAGUAUUUGGAGUUUCUGUGAGCACUCAACCACUCUGAUUGUGUUUGUUUUUGGGUGGGACACGCUGUCGGUUCUUCACAGCUGCAGGUGCACCGUAUGCAUUUCUAUGUUACCUCUUGUACUGACCUCUACAUGUGUUUGUUUAUGUGUAUUUAACUCUGA